GCCGCCCCCCCAGACCACGACCACAGCCAGGCUUCACUGCCCAUCUCUCUACUCUUCAGCCGGGAAUUGGCUUCCAACUCUCACAUACUUUCUGCAUUUGAUCUACUUAAAUCUCCGACUGCCGUUAAUUACCCGCCUUUUAUUUUAAGCCUCCCUUUGCAAAAAGAAGAGGGUCAUGAGAAACCCGUACUCCACACUUACACCAUAGUUUUGUCAUGCAUGGGAUUCUUGGUUCGGUCCGGCCAGACAGCAUCGCAACUCGACCUCAUCCUUUUCGCCGACGAUUCUCUGUAUAGCAACCCCGGCCAAUCUAUUUGUUCGCUCGCGACCUACUGACCCCGAGUCCCUUGCCGAGCAAUCCCCCGAUACGCCCUCUGCACACGCACGUCCCUCACUCCGACGAGGCCGGACGGUGGCUCAACACUGCCCUUCGCGAUUGCUGCAUAUCUAUUAUAUACGAAGACUACCGGGUGUAUCGUUCGUUUUGAUGCUGUUUGGAGAGUAGCAAAAUGGGAUUUGCGGGAAUUUAUACAGCCAUCUACGACUAUAAGCCCCAGGCUGAGGGCGAGCUUGAGAUAUCCGAAGGCGACCUUCUCUUCAUUCUUGACAAGGCCUCGGAUGAUGGCUGGUGGAAAGCAAAGAAAAAGGCCGUCGAUGUGGAUGACGAGGAACCCGUAGGCUUGGUGCCCAAUAAUUAUGUCGAAGAGGCCCGUCCUACCCGAACCGCACGCGCUCUCUAUGACUAUACACGGCAAACCGAUGAAGAAGUUUCAUUCUCUGAAGAUGCCGAACUCCAAGUGUUUGACACUUCUGAUCCCGAUUGGACUUUAGUACAAGUAAAUUCGGAGUAUGGAUUUGCUCCCUCGAACUAUAUCGAAUUAGUGGAAGAGACUGAGCCUGCCGCGGCGGCUCCUCCAGCCCCUCCGGUAUUGCCUCAAAGAGUCGACCAUCGUGAAACCGAAUCAGAGGGAAUACCGACACCACACUCUCCCGCCAGCCCAGUUGAAAGCCCUGCGGCCGCUCUGGCGGGCAUUCUCAAUAAACAGCAAGAGUCCUUAUCAUCAAGUCAGGCUAGGGAAGCUCCUGCGCCUUCCGCAGAGCAUUCUCUCUCACCACCUACAGCGUUAACUCCACAGGCAUCUGACGAAGACGACAAUGGCCCGCGUCCAGCCCUUCCUCAGCGUCCCGUCUCCCACCCAAGCCCACCACAAGAACCAAUAUCCCCCCCGGAAGAAGAUUCCUAUCCCAUUCGCCGCGAAGUACCCGCCCCCCGCCCUGAGUAUGGUGCUCUGAAAGAGGAGACUUCUCCCGGUAUAAGACCUUCUCCUCCGUACAGCCGAAUAAACACUAGAGAGCGUGAAAAGCCCCAUAGUCCAUCCGCCGUUUCAGCAUCCGGAUACCAUAUUUACAAUAUUAGUGAAAUGAUCUCGAUUAUGGGAAAGCGAAAGAAGAUGCCCACAACCCUUGGUAUUAAUAUUGCUACGGGAACAAUUUUCAUUUCGCCGGAGAAUUCAGAGGAUGGUCCGCAUCAGGAGUGGACUGCAGAACGGCUCACACACUACUCUAUUGAAGGAAAGCAUGUCUUCUUAGAUUUAGUACGACCGAGUAAGAGCGUCGAUUUUCACGCGGGUGCGAAAGAUACGGCCCAGGAAAUUGUAUCUGCAUUAGGGGAAAUUGCCGGAGGAUACAAAGCCGAAGGCUUGAGAGAAGUGAUUGCGGCGGGCACCACCGGCGGAAAGAAAAAGGGCCAAGUUCUAUAUGACUUUAUGGCCCAGGGGGACGAUGAGGUUACUGUGGCCAUCGGAGACGAAGUCAUCAUUCUCGACGAUACCAAAUCAGAAGAAUGGUGGAUGGUGAGGCGAAUGAAGAAUGGGCAGGAAGGUGUUGUUCCAAGUAGCUAUAUCGAGAUCACAGGAGUCGCGACGCCUGCGGAAUCGAGCUUUUCCGGCGUGAAUGCCGGUCUGUCCGCCGUUGAACAAAACCGCCGUGAAGAGGAGCGAUUAGCGAGAGAAUCCGCUCGAAAGUCUCGGAGGCAUGAUCCUGGUUCCGGAGAGCGCCACAAGCGUGAUAGCCGCUCUUCAAAACAGAAGCCCAAUCCUUCGAGAACGAGAAAAUGGACCGAUCGCACUGGUACAUUUACCGUCGUUGCCGAAUUUAUCGGUCUUACAGACGGGAAAAUACAUCUGCACAAACAGAACGGAGUGAAAAUAGCUGUACCCGUUGCUAAAAUGUCGAUCGAAGAUCUAGAAUAUGUUGAAAGAGUUACUGGUGAGUCUUUGGAUGAGGAUAAGCCGCUCUCUGAUAUCCGUCGUCGCAGUCAAAUACCACUAGAGAAGCCAAAAACUGUAGGCGCCUCUAUCAAGAAAGAACCGGAUUAUGAUUGGUUUGAUUUCUUCCUAAAGGCUGGUGUUGGUCCUCAUCUCUGUGAACGAUACGCCCAAAACUUUUCAAAGGACUCGAUGGAUGAGAGUGUUCUGCCCGAUAUUACUUCGGAUACGCUACGUACAUUGGGCCUCAAAGAGGGUGAUAUUUUACGAGUCAUGAGAUAUCUCGAUGGUAAAUAUAAUAGGAAGUCGAAGGCUCGAAACGUCAGUUUCGGGGGUGAAGAAGUGAUUGGCAAUGGAGAAGAAAGCGGAGGCCUGUUUUCUGGCCCUGGAGGAGCCCUUCGCAACAAUACGCGCAAAGGCCGACCUGCUCCCCCCGUACAAACUAGCGAUGUCGUCGAUCCGAAAGCGUUUGAAUUAAAAGACUCCUCGAACCCGUCACCAGUCGGGAAAGAAGCUGCAUUAUCUGCACAGGGGAAGGAUGAACCGAAAGGGUUUGAAGAUAGUGCCUGGGAAGUAAAGCAUCCCAAAGCGACCGCAGAGGCGACCGCGUCACCGCCCGCAAUGGCAACACAAGCUCAGAGCCAGCCAAGUCUCACGGGAGCCAUGGCGGAUCUUUCCUUAUUGCAGGAGCCAUUGCAGCCAUCCAAGGUGUCAUUAGCACCCCAAACAAGCCAGCCAGCAGUAUCUCAACCGCCACCCCAGUCGAUGCCUCAGCAAACACCGCAACAACAGCCACAGAUGACGGGCGCAAAUCCCGCUUUCUUCGCACAAUUAGCGCCUGGCAUAUCCCAAGCGUCCCAGGUCCCUGGAUUAAAUGCGCAGAUGACCGGCUUCGGGCAGCCUCACCAGCAGCAGCAAGCCUCUCAAUUCCAGACGCAACAACCGCCGAUGCCUCCAAGACAGCGCCCACAACCUCCGCCCGCCGUGAGUCAAGGAUCAUUGCUUCCGCCUCCGCCCCCAAGGCCCCUUUCCGCUCCGAAUAAUCCAAGCGCUCUUGGGCCAGUUCCUUUGCAACCCCAGCUCACUGGACUUCCUCAAACCAGCCCACACCUUGCACCGCCUGGCCAUAGCUUAUCGGAGCUUAAUCAACAACGAUUCCAGCAGUCACAAUUGCAACCCCAAGCGACGGGGGUCGCUCCAUUGGGUUACGGAAUGGGCCAGUUUGGAAAUCAGUUAGCCCCUCAGCCGACUGGGUUGAUGGGACAACAACAAGGUACCUUUAUGAAUGGACCACAACACCCAGGCUUUCAAAGUCUAGUUCCGCAACAAACUGGAUAUUCUGGGUUUUCUCAACUGCCAGCACAGCAACCCCUACCAGCUGGGUCUAUCAACUCCGUCCUUCCCCCACCUUUACAACCCCAGCAAACAGGUGCCAACGGCUUCGGAGGGACUGGUAAUUUCACGGCUCCUCCACCUCCUCCGAUACCAGAGCUUCCAGCUGCGCCACUACAACCCCAAAAGACAGGUCCUGCUCCUCCUGUCCGUUUCGGAGUGCAUAAAGACACAAAGAAGCUAACCCCCCAACCCACCGGCCUUAAGGCGAAUCUCGCCCAAGCAACUCCAUCAAAUCCAUUCGGGUUUUAGCUGCCUUCCUUUUCUUUGAAAUUAUAGUCAAACUUAAGUUUUAUAUUGGAUUUAUCAAAUGACCGUUCGAACCAUGCCGGCGAAUUACAGUAUUAUGUGUUGCUCUCUGGUUUCCUCCUAAAAGCCCACCGACUAAUCAGCCAUUUUGGCUCUCCUUGCUCCUUUUGAUUUGAACCUUGAAUAGCCACCGAUGUAAUUACGCGAACUUGCAAACCAGACUAGACGCCAUGUUUCAAGCGCUCUUCUCUGAAGCCUCUCGCCAUUUUUUAUGUCCAUGUCUCUUUCCAAUGCUUUCACGCUUCCAUGGCUUCAUAUCUGCUAGCUCCUCCCCCUCCUCUUUUUUUCUUUUUCUUUUCUUUUCUUUUUUUUUUUUUCCCUGUUUUUCUGUAAUUGUCAUUCAUUUUGGCCUACUCCCGAGUAGCGAGCUUUUUCUUUUCUAGUUUUGAUUAUCCUGUGCCCUUUGCUUACGAUCGCUAGGUCUUGUUCCUCCGGUACUCUUUUCAUAGUUCAUACAUUAUUCACUGUGUACUUACAUGCAGCAUAGCAUUUCCUCUUUUGUCCUUUCUUU
Coccidioides posadasii C735 delta SOWgp is the source of this 4479-nucleotide messenger RNA. RefSeq names its product cytoskeletal protein binding protein (gene SLA1). Gene Ontology annotation, biological process: actin cortical patch assembly. The record is from RefSeq and is a predicted model, not a curated record. NCBI's taxonomy places the organism in Eukaryota, Fungi, Ascomycota, Eurotiomycetes, Onygenales, Onygenaceae. Gene Ontology annotation, cellular component: nucleus. Gene Ontology annotation, molecular function: cytoskeletal protein binding; identical protein binding; ubiquitin binding.